CCGGUCGUGUUGGUUGAAUCGUCUGUGCACAGAAGAGCGCGGCAGUGUCGCCGUAAGAAAGUACAAGCGUCCGCUGAAUUACAAGUUUCCUGCACCGUAGCUCCGGUUCUCGGGAGAUUGAUGUGCCCUUGCGCGCGCGUUUGGGACUCCGGAUUGCGGUUCGUGAUUGAUGGUGUGGUCGUCUAGUGAGUUCCGAGUUUUGCUUGUUUGUUGUGCGUGCGAUCUUGACAAGCGAGCGAUUAUGGGUCUUUGCGAAGUUUUCGAGUGAAACGUGCCGGAAGUGAAUUUCCCCGAGUUGGGUAGGAAGAGCGUGUGUUUCCUUCUUCACGUCUCGUAAAAGAGGUUAGGUCAAUAUUUGCGUUGACCGGGCAGGAAAGCUUGGAUCGGAAAAACAAUGCUAGCCUGUUGACCUGAUUGCAGGAUCAAGUAGUACUGCUGGCGGGGGCCCGAAAAGUUAUUGCAGGGACGUGCGAACGUGCUAGAGAUUCUAGUGUUCUCUCAGUAGUGCAGUCGCAUGUUAUUUGUGACAAAAAGUGUGCGAAAUAAUAGAAUAAAAUUAAAGUUCGGUUGAUUACAUCGGUUGAAUUUAAUAUUUGCCUAUAGAAAGAAAAAAAAAAUGCAAAUGCGUUACGCACCCACAUAAUAAAAAUCAGCGAUGUGACAAAAAACGAAUGGUUGAAAGUGGAUUUAUUGCAGAAUAAAUAAUAAAGUAAGUGCUGCUGGAUGAUUAACGACGCAAGCGUGUGGAUAAACUCUGAGGCGAAGUGGUACUGCUGCUGGUGGGCAGGGAAAGCCGACGCGUGUGUGUGAAGACAAACGGAAUGAUAAAUUGGUUGUUAAUUAAACGGCACAUUGUGAUGAAAACGUAGUUUAAUAGUGUUUUCCUUUGUUGAAUCAGCACUGGUUGAAAUAUUUGGACGACCGAGCAGCAAAAAAACGGCUCCAACAGUAACUGCAUCAAUUGGGCGCUUCAAUUUUCUGAACAGUUGACUGACGCGGUAGCGGUGUGCGAGGAAGGAUCGAGAGACGGUAGGAAUUCGCCUCCAUACAAACUUCAUUAUUGCGUAUUGCGUCGGAAUAAUUGGAAUUCAUUCGUGUUGCAUUGUCCUGGCGAUUUAAGUGUUUAUUCAGCUUCCUGACGCUCGGAUCGGUUUCGGGCCACUCCGGGUGGAUAGCCCCAGCAGCAUUACGUCACGUCGCGUCAACUCGCUGUCAGCUAAACGGGCCGUGAAGCGUGUCGCUUAAGCUCAACUGGGCCAUAAUAUUAAGAACGGGUUCGGAUUUGCCGAGAGAAGAAACUGAAAUAAAAUAAAUGUAAAAACGAAGUGCCAUUCAGAGGAGCAUAAUUUAAAAAAAAAUGCAUAUGACUCUUGGAUAGGGCGUGCAGUGUGAACGAUGUCAUAAAGUUGAGCCUCCGUCUCAUUCUCCGGUUGUUGUUGUUGAUGUACGAGAGGGCCACGAAAAGUGUGCCGUAUGUGUGCAACUGUCAGUCAGCAAGCGGUACGAUAGGUCUAAUAGUGACGACGGGGGUAUAAAAACAAACCGAAAAAAUCGUCCCGGUCGUAUGCAAGCCAGCCGAGCUCCGGAUGCGGGAGUGCGGUUUGAGGAGCAAGCAAACAUAAACAUACUCUUUUGUAUUGUGUACACACAAAAACGGUAGAAGGAUCAACCGUCUUUGCAUGCCGAAGAUUUGUUUACUUAACGUCGAUGGAACGCUCAGCAGGCGGGGAUCUUUUCUGAAAUCAAGAAUCCAUUAAAGAGUAGUUUCCGUUCUCUACCGUGGUGAACAGCCGGGGUUCUUCUGCCCUGUCCGCAAAGUGUACUCCAGAAGGGGUAAUUAAAAAUUAAUGUGAAAACGACUCAAUCUGAAUGGUUUCGGCUAAUUCAUAAUGGGAAAAAGUGUAAAGUGAGUGUGAACAGGCAAUCAAAAGUGUGUGAAACGUGAGAAAAUUUCCAGAUCGGACGAAUCGAGCACAGCGGCAACGGCAACGGCAACGGCAACGGCAACGGCAACGAUGAAGUGGCACUCGGCGAUGCUUGGCGCCAUGUUUCAGCGGCGAAACGGCAACAGUUGCUGGUGGUGCAGCGGAAGCGGUAUUUUUCGACAUUUCGUCAGCAUUGCCAUCCUGCUGCAAAUCAUUGCUAAUUGCGACUACAGUGCGGGAGCGAUGCGAAAGGUCGAACUAGUGGUGGACCCACCGGCCGUGAGACGCAGCCAGCACGCGACCCUUCGAUGUUUGUAUGAUUUGAACGAUUCCCCACUAUACUCGGUCAAGUACUACCGGGGCCAGCGGGAGUUCUAUCGAUUUUCACCCAGCGAGUAUCCGGAGAAGAAGACGUUUCCUUUUCCGGGCAUCAAUGUGGAUCUCUCGCUGUCCAACGCCAGCCAGGUAGUGAUCCGAAACGUUGGAUUUGGACUGUCUGGUAACUUUUCCUGCGAGGUGACCGCCGAUGCGCCCCUGUUCUCGACUGCAACCGGACAUAUUCACAUGCAAGUAGUCGAGCUUCCCGACAGUGGUCCCACCCUGUGGACGGAACACAACCGGUAUGAGGCAGGCGACGUGCUGAGGGCCAACUGUAGUUCACCCCCGUCUCGACCGAAAGCGGUCUUGAAAUUGACGCUGAAUAAUAUCGUGAUUUUCACCCCGGAACAGACGGUGCGAACCACGACGGACAAUCUGAUGACCACAGCCGCUUCGCUGAGGCUUCAUCUGCAGAGUUCGCACUUCAACGGCGUCCAGAUGGCGGGAGGUGGUGGCAACGGAGCGCUCAUUCUCAGAUGUACCGCCACCAUCGGAAAGCUGUACGAGCGAUAUGCGGAGCUUGAGCUGGGUGUACCGCAGCGGGAUCCGGUUCCGGCUAGAGUCACCCUAACCGGAUCAGGUGGCAGUUCUGGCAUCCCAUCGAAUCUGAUGCUUCUGUGGGCUUUCUUGCUGACCAUAGCGCCUCUUCUACGGAGCCAACCCCUCAUCGCCUCAUCACUGGAACGAAGAUAGUCAGCUUAAACUGUCCGGCAACACUUUCUACUCGAAAAUAACCGUAACGAUACGAUAAUUGAAAAAUACUUCCUAAACGUAGCUAACACACACCUCUCCUAGCUCCCGUGAGAGCUGUUGUUGAACAUGACUACGAAUUGAGUGUGACCCGGAGGGACACUCCCGCGUGUGGUUCAUGUUUCUUAUCCGAGUUCCCGUUUCUAACUUCUACACAUUCGUGGUCGUGGCCCUUUCCGGUGUGAAAAGGGUUUCCCAUGAUGAACACCCGGUCUGUAUAGUGGUUGUUUUAUAUAUAAUUAGAACACAUGUAUUUAGUAAGGACAAGGCAUGCCAUACUCUUCCGAAGCGAGAGGGGUGGAAAAUUUGAAAAUAGAACGAGUAAAGGAGAUUUAAUUCACUCUAGUUUCACUGCUGUACAUUCUCUUGAAUUAAAAAAAAAAAGCAAAAAACAAAAUGUGUGCAGAAUGUCGGAAUUAGGAUACCGUUGCUUGAACAGUACCGCGCCACAUUCAUGGCUUGUUUCGAACAUUUACACCGUCAUAAUGACGACCGUGUUAUUAAGUGCGCUAUAGACGGACAGAGACGGCAAGUGGGGUAGCAGCAGUCGGUAGUGGAAUGCUUGAUAGUGCAAAGGACUUGCUAAAAUUAAAUUUAACUUUAACGACAGCGAAAUAUGUGUGAUAGACAGAGGAGGUGGCGCGCGAAUAGCAGUCGGAAGUCGGAACACUGGAAAGAAUUUCUUUCCGCUUGUAGGGUGAAAAGAGACAGGAAAAUGUGUUGCUGUGUGAAUGUGCCAUAGAUGUGAAUGUUUAACGGCACCCGAGAAGCUGAAAAUAUAGCAAAUGAAUAUAUUAUUACUGAUACUAAACGUUAAUCUAAAUGUUGAAUAUCUAACUUAAGAACAUGUACUUUACAUGACAUGAGACGGUAAAAGGCAGCAACCUCAUCGGUAUGAAAGCACGCUGCAUUUUUUUGUCUACAUUCAGGCGGUAUCAUGAAUGCGCGCAGCAUUAAGGGCUAUUCCCACUGCUUCCGUUCCGGGACCGGGCCGGAACCGGGCCGGGACCGGGCCGGGACCGGGCCGUGGCUGUUCCGCGUGUCGUCUGGGCUCGUUUGAGAUUGAUUGCAUGCGUUCUUAUGAUUAUUGCCGUCGUGCUGCCGCAGUGCGAGAGAAAAACUAUCGUUGCCGACGAUACUUUGUGUUGGCCGGAGAGUGCACGGAAGGCACUCGGGUGGAUGCGUGUAUGUUGUAGUGACAUAUUUCGCGCGGAGUGAGCUGCGGUAUGAAAAAAAGAGAAAGACGUUCUUUCACAUACACACAUCAACAUUUCUCAGCCAGAGCGCAGCGCGGGCACGGUUCAAGCACGGCGCAGUGUGAAUGCAUGAAAAGUCCCGGACGAGCCCGGUCCCGGCCCGGUCCCUGAACGGAAGCAGUGGGAAUAGCCCUUUAAAAAAAUGUCUGCUGUUGCGCCGAGCGUCUAUAGAUGGGCAAGUAGGUACACUACAGCCAUGUCCAAACCACGCUCUACACUGAGUGGCAUAUCUGAAACACGGCACGACGUGUAUUGCAACUACAACUG
Messenger RNA from Wyeomyia smithii (pitcher-plant mosquito), 4576 nucleotides. RefSeq lists its product as uncharacterized. The record is from RefSeq and is a predicted model, not a curated record. NCBI's taxonomy places the organism in Eukaryota, Metazoa, Arthropoda, Insecta, Diptera, Culicidae. Bases 2016 to 2996 code for a protein of 326 amino acids. The transcript has 7 exons.